UCGGUUUCAAAGCAGCUGUGGUAGAGGUGGAAGAUUUCUUGUUCCGCGAGUUCACGGCCAGACUUCCACUAACUUGUUGAGCUACCACAGCCAACUGUGAUGUGUUUAAAAAUUGAAAUGCGUAAACUAAAUACAUGAAGAAACCUGUAACAUCCGUGGGGCCAUCUAUUGGAGCAAGCUCCAGCCAUGACUAAAACGAGCCAAUUCCGAAUCCAAAUUUAAUUGAUAAGAAAAGGUCAGAAAGACGUGUUAUCGCCCAGAUUCGUAUCAUAUUGCAGUACAUUAGCAAAGAAUUUGCAAAAAUAAAUCCGAUUAUGUUUCCUGGCCCUUUACGAAGAUGUAAACGAGUUUUUCCUGUGAUUCUUUUUUUUGUGUCUCUUGUGAUAGUAAUUGUUUAUAGAUUAAGUCUGAAAAAAAGCGAAAUACAUCCAAAACACAUCUACAGGGCUAACAAUCAGGAAGAAUAUGUUGACAAAAAUGGCGUUAAGGUAGUUGUAGGUCAUUAUGUAGGAAACCCGGUUCAUGCAAUCCCCAACGCGACCUAUGACAUGAUUAAUGAAAAUAAUUACGACCCUAGACCUGGGGCCGGAAAAAACGGCAAUCCUGUUGUCAUUGAACCGAAAGAUUUAUUAAAAAUGCAACAAUACUUUCAAAUAAACCGGUUCAACCUUUUGGCUAGUGACAGAAUUCCUCUGAAUCGGUCUUUGCCGGAUUUUCGACGUAAAAAAUGUGCAUCUUUAUUUAGCGACUAUCCAACCUAUCCAAAAACCAGUAUUAUUAUAGUUUUCCAUAAUGAGGCUUGGUCGACUUUACUGCGAACUGUUUGGAGUGUUAUCAACCGGAGUCCACCCGAACUUUUGGAGGAAAUCAUCCUUGUCGACGAUUCAAGUGAACGAAAAUUUCUCAAAGAACCUCUCGAUGACUACGUUUCAAAACUGCCAGUUCCGACAAAAGUCCUCCGUAGCCAAACCCGGAUCGGUUUGAUCAAAGCAAGACUGAAAGGGGCCCUCGUGGCUAAAGGCCCCGUUUUAACCUUUCUGGACGCCCACUGCGAGUGCACCACCGGUUGGUUAGAAGCCCUCUUAUCUGUGAUAAAACAAGACAGGACUGCAGUCGUCUGCCCCGUCAUUGAUAUAAUAAACGACGACACUUUCGCCUAUGUUAAAAGUUUCGAGUUGCAUUGGGGGGCCUUCAACUGGAAUUUGCAGUUCCGGUGGUUUACUCUCGGAGGGCGCGAGCUCAAAUUGAGAAAAAACGAUGCGACUCAACCGUUUAAUACCCCAACGAUGGCCGGGGGCUUGUUUGCCAUCGACCGGGAGUAUUUUUUCGAAAUGGGGGCUUACGAUGACGGGAUGAAUAUUUGGGGCGGGGAGAAUUUAGAGAUGUCGUUUAGGAUAUGGCAAUGUGGGGGUAAAGUCCAAAUCGCACCGUGUUCAAGAGUUGGGCAUUUGUUCCGGAAGUCGUCGCCGUAUUCGUUUCCUGGGGGAAUUAAUAAGACGCUUUUCGCGAAUUUGGCAAGAGUUGCGCGAGUUUGGAUGGAUGAUUGGGCGAAAUUUUAUUUCAAAUUUAAUGAACCUGCAGAUAGGAUUAAAAACGAACAAAAUGUUACUUCGAGAAUCGAAUUGAGGAGGAAACAUCAAUGUAAAGGCUUUGAGUGGUAUUUGGAUAAUGUUUGGCCUCAACACUUCUUCCCAAAGGAUAAUCGAUUUUUCGGAAGGAUUCGGAAUCUGGGGCAGAAUAUGUGUUUGAUCAAACCACAGAAGAAAGUAGUCUCGAAUCAACCAAUGGGGAUUGCCAAAAUCGAUAUGUGUCUUGGUGAUGAGGUCAUUUUGGAAAUGUUUGUUAUGACUAAAGAAGGUGCUAUUAUGACUGAUGACUCGAUUUGUUUGGACGCACCCGAAAAAGUUGUGAUAGGACCUUCCAAGGUCCGAAUUAUGGCUUGUAGUGGGUACAACAGGCAAAGAUGGGUAUACGACAAGGAAAAGCAGGAAAUUCGUCACUUGACCAACCAAAAAUGUUUGGACGUGUCUGACUCGUUGAAAUUCACUGAAGGUUUAAUAACGACCAAUUGCACUGGUAGUAUGACCCAAAAAUGGGUUUUGGAGAGUGUCCCCUGGCAAUAACUUUGUACUUAACAUUGUGAAAAUGACUUGUCCCUUGGGAAUAAUUUUGUACUUAACAAUUUGAAAGAGUGUUCCUUGUCAACGAUUUUAUAUUUAAUAAAUCAUUUUAUGUAA
This is a messenger RNA of Tribolium madens (black flour beetle), 2237 nucleotides long. It is a transcript of the gene Pgant3, whose product is annotated as polypeptide N-acetylgalactosaminyltransferase 1. The transcript has 7 exons. Lineage: Eukaryota; Metazoa; Arthropoda; Insecta; Coleoptera; Tenebrionidae. The coding region runs from base 315 to 2123 and encodes 602 amino acids. The record is from RefSeq and is a predicted model, not a curated record. Gene Ontology annotation, cellular component: Golgi apparatus.